CAUAUGUAUAUCAAUUCCGAUCUAUCUCAAAAAUUAGUUGUAUUUUCAAAUUGGCUCAAAAAUCUUUUACACAUUUUUAGUUUAGGAACAUUUUAAUUUAAAAAUAAUAUAUAUCGACAUAACACUGAAAUUUACAUUUACAGUAACUGUUCAGAUGCAAUCGAAUAUCGAUAUAAAGUUAUUCGCGCAAUAAGCCAUACUGGCAACGCCACACCGUAUUCAUCCACAGGCACCGAAACUUAAAUAUAUGGUCCAAUAUAAAAAGUACAAUAAUAUACUUGCCACAUUGAUCUCUAUAUCUGCUAGUUAAAGAAAUAUGUCGGUCGCUGAUGCUCUGGAGUACCUAACCAUUGGCAAUCCUAUCAGUCGCACGAUAAUCAAUUCUUCGUCUUCAAUACUACGAGCGAUAGGUCUGCGUCCUAAGAAGCUGUCCCCGAAUAGUAAUCCUGUAGGAGCCCCAAUGCAGAUGCAACCUUUAAAUAUGUCGCUACAUCGUAUUGUCGGCAGCCACUAUAAUUUUGUUCGAAUUGCCGGCUUGGGUGGUGCAUCGGCCAUUUUUAUGGGCGCCUAUUGCAAGUACCUUCUAAAAGAUGUGAAUGAUUCCAAGGUGCAGCAAGAGUCGCAAACAUUUGCUGAUAUUGCCAAUCGUAUACAUUUCCUACAUUCGUUUGCGCUAAUGUGCAUGCCUUUGGCUCACUACCCAGUCUUUACUGGAGUCCUGAUGAUCAUGGGCACCGUAAUCUUCUCGGGCUGCAUGUAUUAUCGCGCUCUGACUGGAAAGAAGCGACUGCAGCAUUAUGCCACAAUCGGAGGUUUCUGCUUGAUUGGCGCCUGGCUGUCGCUGGUGGUGUAGGUGUGAUAUCAAUACGCACAUUAUAAGAUAUAGUACAUAGAAUUACACAUUUAACUAUAUAUAAAUAUAUAUGUAUCUAUAAUGUCAACUAAAGCUAAAGCCUAGAUGAAGUUUCGUGUGUGAAUAGA
Messenger RNA from Drosophila hydei, 981 nucleotides. RefSeq names its product transmembrane protein 256. The transcript has 3 exons. The record is from RefSeq and is a predicted model, not a curated record. The coding region runs from base 317 to 853 and encodes 178 amino acids. NCBI's taxonomy places the organism in Eukaryota, Metazoa, Arthropoda, Insecta, Diptera, Drosophilidae.